CUGCAGUGUUUGUGGAGCUCAAUGAGCGACAGUAAAGGUAGCUUCUGGUUACAAACUUUGGACCAAUCAGGACGCCGCUUUGCCUUCCUGCAGCAGGACACACAGAAGUUCAACCUGGACCGCUUCUCGAAGAAACUAUCUGCUCCAAAUUCCCCACUGACCAUGCCUGUCCACCUCCGCUGACAUAUCCGAUAGAAAAGUCACUGCGGGAAACGUUUCCGAGUGAUGACAAUGUUGGGUAUGUACGUGCCAGACAGAUUUUCCCUGAAAUCGUCCAAGGUCCAGGAUGGAAUCGGUCUUUACACGGCGAGGCGAGUGAAAAAGGGAGAAAAGUUUGGCCCCUUCGCAGGUGAGAAAAAGCUUCCCAGUGAGCUGGAUGAAAGCUCGGACACCAGGCUGAUGUGGGAGGUCCGUGGCAGUAAAGGAGAUGUGCUGUAUAUUCUGGAUGCGAGUAAUCCUCGCCAUGCCAACUGGCUGCGGUUUGUCCAUCAGGCGCCUUCGCAAGAGCAGAAGAACUUGGCAGCCAUUCAGGAUGGAGAAAACAUCUUCUACCUGGCUGUGGAUGACAUCGAGACAGACACGGAGCUCCUGAUAGGCUACCUGGACAGCGAUAUGGAAGAGGAGGAGGAGGAAGAGGAAGAAGACAUUAAAGAUGACGAUGAGAACAGUAAAGAUGCCAAACAUCUUGUAGAAAUGGAACUGGUAAUAAAGAAAGAGGACCACCCCUGCUUGCUGUGUGAGAGCAGUUUUCCCAGCGAGGAGAUCCUGGCCGCCCACCUCCAGAGUCUGCACCAGAGGCCCAGCACAGAGGAGAAGGAGUUCAAAUGCAGGAACUGUGGCAAGAAGUUCCCCAUCAAACAGGCCCUGCAGCGCCAUGUUUUGCAUUGUUCUGAGUCACUGGAUCCAUCAGGUGACUCUAAAGCUCACCAGUGCUCCCUCUGCCACAACACCUUCGGCUCAGAAUCCAGUUUUGAGCAGCAUAAGGAAGCCUGCAAAGGAGAUGCCAGGUUCAUAUGUAAAGCAGAGAGCUGUGGCAAAAGAUUCAAGAGCAAGGAUGCUCUGAAGAAGCACAAAGGAAACGUUCAUGCAGGGAGUGCACGACGGAAACUGACAUGCACCAUAUGCAACAGAAAAUGCUCCUCGUCUUUGAAUCUGCAAGAACACAGAAAGGUACAUGAAAUAUUUGAAUGCCACGCCUGCGACAAAAAGUUCAUCUCUACCAAUCAGCUCAAACGCCACAUGAUCACACACUCAGAGAAGCGACCGUACACCUGUGAGAUCUGCAGUCGAUCGUUCAAGCGUUUGGACCAGGUGACGGCUCACAAGAUCAUCCACAGUGAGGACAAACCGUACAAAUGCAAGCUGUGUGGGAAAGAGUUCGCUCACCGCAACGUCUACAAGAAUCACAAGAAGACACACUCUGAGGAAAGGCCUUUCCAGUGCGAGGAGUGCAAGGCGCUGUUCCGCACCCCGUUCUCUCUGCAGCGUCACCUUCUCAUCCACAAUAGUGAGAGGACAUUCAAGUGUGACCAGUGUGACGCUACCUUCAAGAGGAAGGACACGCUCAACGUCCACAUCCAGGUGGUGCACGACGGCCACAAGAAGUACAAGUGCGACCUGUGUGAGAAGGCCUUUGUCACCCCGUCUGUCCUCAAGAGCCACAAGAAGACGCACACGGGGGAGAAGGAGAAGAUCUGCCCGUACUGUGGACAAAAGUUUGCCAGCAACGGCACGCUAAGGGUCCACAUCCGCAGCCACACAGGUGAGCGCCCAUACCAGUGCCCUUACUGUGACAAAGCGUUCAGCAAGAACGAUGGCCUGAAGAUGCACAUCCGCACACACACUCGGGAGAAGCCGUAUAAAUGCAGCGAGUGCAACAAGGCCUUCAGCCAGAAAAGAGGACUGGACGAACACAUGCGGACCCACACGGGAGAGAAACCUUUCCAAUGUGAUGUGUGCGACUUGUCAUUCAGCUUGAAGAAGAUGCUCAGCAGACACAAGCUGACGCACAACCCCAACCGGCCCAUGGCAGAGUGCCAGCUGUGCCAUAAGAAGUUCACCAGGAACGACUACCUCAAAGUGCAUAUGGAGAAUGUCCACGGGGAAACCGAGAGCUAGAGCCAAUUAUGGAAGCACUGGCUGAAAAUGAGAUCUGAUCCCUCAGAUAAAGUCAGUGCUUCGUGCUGCCAGUCUACAUCCAUACUGUAUACGCAGAUGGAUAGAUAGCAGAAAUACUGCUAUUAACAAUACAUGCAUGUAGAAUAUGGAAAACAUUAAGGCAAGUAUAUUAAAAUUGAAACAUAGACUGUACAUUUGUAUUUUUUUGUUGUUUUGGUCAUACUGUUCUUAUAAUGUUCUGGAUAUUUGAACAAACACAAUCCCAGAUAUGUUUGAUCUGCCUCCGGAGCCGCUGUGUCUGCUCACAGAGAUGUCCGACAUUUACUUCCAGUCUCUCAGACGUCUAACCAGUGUUACUGUACAGACUGUCACAAACAGCCAGACCUCCUCCACUGUGGUCUGAGUACCUUACUGUACAUUUGUGGCCAGUUGCCAAGUGUUGAAGAAAACCUGCGACCAAAGACCUUUCAGUGCACUUUUUGUAGAUGUACCUGCACACUUUGUACAUGUUUACACCAGUCUGUUACGUAUUACACCUGUUCUUUUGGGAGUCGAAUCAUGUUUAGAGGAAUUGUUCUGUUCUACUACACAUGUAUUACAGUGUUGCUGAACAGAAGAUGGAGUUCUGAAAACAAUAACGAAGCCUGCCACAAAAUCUGAAACAGCUCGCAAAUAUAAGUUUACAUGAUCGCCACACAGUAUAAACAUGCUGUCUUUUGUCUUAGUCUGUUUUAAAUAGACUUAAAAGUUUUACAUGUUGUCGUUCUGUUUUUAAGUAGGAUUUGUUGGAUAUCUCCAUCAUUAGCUCAAGAUGAACUGACUCAGCUAUUCCUUUCCCACGACCUGUUGUAUGAAAACCAGUGGGUCUUAAAUCAUGUUACUGUUUCUGUGCCACAAAUUUGCGGACGAAUGUGUCCCAAACCGGUGACAAAAAGUACUGUUUCUAUUGACUUUUGUAAUGAUUCGUUAUGUUUUCAUAUGAAAGCCCCGAGGCUGUUGCGCCUUACAGUAUGUGAGUACUUUGUUCCUUAUUAAUCAUAGUUCAACACAGAGUUUGAAUAGAAGCGCAGUUCUGUCCUGUUUUCCAUCCACUUCCAUUUGCCUCCUCAUUCACUGCCCCCUUUUUCAAUUAUACCCAUUUUCCAGCUGUUUACUCUGCAUCUGGUGGAUGUGAAUUGUCACUUCACACUUUUGUAUUUUGAAAUGUAUAAAACCUCAUCACCUACCAAACA
Molecule: messenger RNA, 3350 nt
Organism: Stegastes partitus (bicolor damselfish)
Lineage: Eukaryota; Metazoa; Chordata; Actinopteri; Pomacentridae
Gene: prdm5
Product: PR domain containing 5
Exons: 16
Coding region: 226-2118 (630 amino acids)
Biological process (GO): regulation of DNA-templated transcription
Molecular function (GO): DNA-binding transcription factor activity, RNA polymerase II-specific; protein binding; RNA polymerase II cis-regulatory region sequence-specific DNA binding
Source: RefSeq, a predicted model, not a curated record